AGCCUUGCCGAACCCAACAGAGAUGAGGCAUUGGCUGUAGAUGCACAUCAAGAGAUUGAUUUGAAAGUUGGAGUUGCAUUUACCUGUUUCCAGACUAGUUAUUUCAAUGGGAAAUAUGGCAAUCUUGAUGCAAGGGUUAUCUCGUAAAUUCUCUCCACUUUUUCCUAUUGUUUGCCUAUCACACUGUACCUUUAUUAUUUUAACUGAACUUUUGCUUUAUGUUGUUGUAUUAGACAAAGCAUGAUACAGUCUUUAGGCUUCUUUUUUUUUUUUUUUUUUUUUCUCUGUCUUCUUUGCUGUGGUUGUUUACUAUCUGUCUAGUCUUCAAUUGUACUUAAAUGUUAUGUACUGGUGGAUAAGUUCUUUCUAAAAACGAUGAGAAAAUGACAAAAAAUGAUCCCUUAUAUUUGGGAUAGGUUUAAGGAAGCCCUUUAAAUAUAUUGAUGAGCAAUUUUGCUCUUUAAGUUUUGCCAAAAUUGAGCACUUUUAGUCUCCGUCAAAUAUUUAACAAAUUCUGGCAGUUAGAUUUAACAAAAACUUGUAAAAUAAAAAUAUUUACCAGAAACACUAGGAAAAUCCCGUCAAAUCGCCAGAACUGCACCAUGCUGUAGAAAUAGGCCAAAAAUAGCAAAAAUUGCACCUCCACAUGUGAGUUUCUCUUUAAAUCCUUUUUUAUUUCACGGUUACGGUCAAAUCUAACAGCUGGAGUCGAUAAAUAUUUCAGAAACCAAAAGUGCUCAAUUUUGGCGAACUUAAAGGACCAAAACUGCUCAUGGAUACAUUUAAGAGAUUUUUUUUUUUUAUCUGCCCAGGCAUAAGGGACAAUUUUUAUUAUUUUCUCUAUAAACAAGUUUUUUCCGUCUGAGUUAUGACUUGCUAUAAUAUGGCCAUUCUUCAACUGUCUUAGAAAAUUGCUUUUAUAUGUCAAUUUUCUUGUCUUGCCCUUUCUUCUUUUCUUCUACAAAUUACUCUUUACCAUCAUAUUAUCAAAAUUAUAACAAGUCCGAAUGGAACACAUUUCCUAUUUAUAAUUUCAGCUAUGGGCCAUGUCAAACUCCUACGCUUGGGUUCUGCGUGGAUCGAUACCUGCAAAUCACUAUGUUCAAGCCAGAAAAGUUUUGGAUGCUGCAUCCUUACAUAAUGUACAAGGGGUAUGAACUCAAAUUAGAAUGGGACCGAAACAGGUUGUUCGAUGCUGAUGUUGCCGCAAUGUUCCGGAAUAUAAUAAUGGAGGAUGGUACUAUGAGAGUUGUUCGUGUAUCAGAAAAGCAGGAAUCCAAAGGUCGUCCUUCUGGUCUAAACACAGUAAAUCUUCUGAAGGUAGCUUCAAGUGCACUGGGCUUUGGUCCCCAGUUGACUAUGCAAUUGGCUGAGCGUUUGUACACUCAAGGUUUUAUCAGCUAUCCACGUACAGAAAGCACAGCAUAUCCUUCUUCUUUUGACUUCAGAGGAACACUGGGAGCAUUGGUGCAUAAUCCUGUAUUUGGGAAUUACGCGCAAAAGCUUUUAACUGAAAGUUAUAAUAAACCAAAGGCAGGAACUGAUGCAGGCGAUCAUCCUCCAAUAACUCCGAUGCGUUCAGCUAGUGAGGAUAGUUUGGGGAAUGAUGCAUGGAAACUUUAUCAGUACAUCUGCCAGCAUUUUCUGGGAACUCUCUCUCCAGAUUGCAAAUAUAGAAGGAUAAAAAUUGAAUUUGAAAGUGGUGGAGAGCAAUUUCAGUGCGUUGGGCAGCUUGCCACAGUCAAAGGAUUCACCUCUAUUAUGCCAUGGCUGGCUAUUAGUGAGAAGAAUCUUCCUGAGUUUGCUGUAGGAGAGAAAAUCAAGAUUUCUAAAGUUGAACUAGAUGAGGGGAAUACUUCGCCUCCAGAUUACCUCAGCGAAAGUGAGCUGAUCUCUUUGAUGGAGAAACACGGUAUUGGAACAGAUGCGUCAAUCUCUGUGCAUAUUAACAACAUAUGCGAACGCAACUAUGUCCAGGUACAAGCUGGGCGACGAUUGGUUCCAACUCCUCUGGGUAUCAGCUUGAUAAGAGGGUACCAAUGCAUAGAUUCUGAUCUCUGUUUGCCUGACAUUCGGAGCUUCAUUGGGCACCAGAUUACUUUGGUAGCUAAAGGUCAAGCAGAUCAUUCAAUGGUUGUGCAGCACGUACUAGAACAAUUCAAAAGGAAGUUCAGUUAUUUUGUUGAGCAGAUUGAAAACAUGGACGCAUUAUUUGAAGCACAAUUUUCUCCACUCUCCGACUCUGGACGUCUACUCAGCAAAUGUGGCAAAUGCUUGCGAUAUAUGAAAUACAUAUCUACUCAGCCAGCUCGACUGUACUGUGGUACAUGUGAGGAAGUUUAUUACGUACCUCAGAAGGGUACAGUCAAGCUGUACAAGGAGCUUACUUGCCCGCUUGAUAAUUUCGAGCUGUUACUAUGUAGCAUGCCUGGUCCAGAAGGCAAGUCAUUCCCGCUCUGUCCUUAUUGCUACAACUGUCCCCCGUUUGAAGGCAUCGAUACACUUUUUGGCGCUCCAAAAACUGGAGAUUCUUCCAAGUUGGGAAAGGGAGUUGGAAUGCCUUGCUUCCUCUGUCCACACACGACAUGCCCGCAUUCCGUGAUUGCACAAGGCGUUUGUGCCUGCCCGGAAUGCAGCGGUACACUUGUUCUCGACCCAGUCAGCGCUCCAAAAUGGAGGCUUUAUUGCAACAUGUGCAAUUGCCUUGUUUCCUUGCCUGAAGGUGCUCAUCGGAUUUCUACCACUCAGGAUAAGUGUCCGGAAUGCGACUCAACUAUCAUAGAAGUCGAUUUUAACAAGAAAACGACGCCCUUAAAAGAUGGUGCUACACUCCAUAAGGGAUGUAUUCUUUGCGACGAGCUGCUGCAUUCUCUCGUGGAAAUGAAACAUGGAAGAUCGUUUUCUAGGCAUGGAAGGAGAGGACGAGGUAGAGGAAGGGGAAGAGGACGGGGCAACAGCAAACAACAAGACCCUAAAAUGAGUUUCCGAGAUUUCUAAAGUGUCGUUUGAUAAUUUUACUAGAAUUCUUGUAUUAUGAUUUUGAUUUUCCUUAUAAAAUUUGUUAAGUGGAGAUCAUUUUGUAGAGCUGACCCCCUUACUUGUUUAGGACCGAGGUAGUUGGAGAUUAUUUUGUAGAACUAGGAGCAUAUGUUGUUUUUCAAAAGAAA
Lycium ferocissimum is the source of this 3167-nucleotide messenger RNA. RefSeq names its product DNA topoisomerase 3-beta. Gene Ontology annotation, biological process: DNA topological change. Gene Ontology annotation, molecular function: DNA binding; DNA topoisomerase type I (single strand cut, ATP-independent) activity. Gene Ontology annotation, cellular component: nucleus. The record is from RefSeq and is a predicted model, not a curated record. NCBI's taxonomy places the organism in Eukaryota, Viridiplantae, Streptophyta, Magnoliopsida, Solanales, Solanaceae. The transcript has 10 exons. Bases 922 to 2997 code for a protein of 691 amino acids.